Messenger RNA from Lactuca sativa (garden lettuce), 1302 nucleotides. RefSeq names its product Protein kinase superfamily protein. Gene Ontology annotation, molecular function: ATP binding; protein kinase activity. Gene Ontology annotation, biological process: protein phosphorylation. The record is from RefSeq and is a predicted model, not a curated record. NCBI's taxonomy places the organism in Eukaryota, Viridiplantae, Streptophyta, Magnoliopsida, Asterales, Asteraceae.
ACGGAACCCCACCCCUCACCAAACGGCCACGGCUAUAAGCCUAUAAACCCUCCUUCCAUUGACACGCCUUUUUACCUUUUUCACCGUCUCUGCUGACUGCUUCUGAAUUAAGAAACUCCGGUGGCCGACACAUUUCCUCCGCGCUCUUCAUGCACUUGUGUUGGAAGAUGCCGGCAAUGGAAUUGGAUUCGGAGGCGUUUGUGGAGGUGGAUCCGAGUGGAAGGUACGGACGCUACAGCGAGCUACUCGGUUCAGGCGCAGUGAAGAGAGUUUACAGAGCGUUUGACCAGGAGGAAGGGAUCGAGGUGGCUUGGAAUCAAGUAAAAUUGAGGAACUUUUGCCAUGAUCAAUCCAUGAUGGAACGGCUUUACUCCGAGGUGAAGCUAUUAACGUCGUUGAAGAACAACAACAUAAUUACUCUGUUCCGGGAAUGGAGAGACACGGAACGGAACACCUUAAACUUCAUCACCGAAGUUUGUACCUCCGGCAACCUCAGAGAUUACCGGAAGAAGCAUAAACAGGUUUCGAUGCAGGCUUUGAAGAAGUGGUCAUGGCAGAUAUUGAAAGGCUUGGAUUAUCUACACAGGCAUGAACCAUGUAUCAUUCACAGAGAUCUCAAUUGCAGCAACGUCUUCAUCAAUGGCAAUAUUGGCCAGGUGAAAAUUGGCGAUUUGGGUUUGGCUGCAAUAGUUGGUAAGAGCCAUUGUGCACAUUCAAUACUGGGGACACCUGAAUUCAUGGCUCCUGAGCUGUACGAGGAGGAUUACACGGAGCUGGUGGAUAUAUAUUCUUUUGGCAUGUGUUUGCUUGAGAUGGUGACUCUUGAACUGCCUUACAGCGAAUGUGAUAAUAUUGCCAGAAUUUACAAGAAGGUUACAUCUGGAAUAAGACCAGACGCCAUGAACAAGCUAAAAGAUCCGGAGGUGAAGGCCUUUAUUGAAAAGUGCUUGGCUCAUCCAAGGGAUAGGCCUUCUGCUGCCGACCUCCUCCAUGAUUCCUUCUUCCAUGGUAUUUCUCAUGAUGACGAUGACGAAAACUGAAACCGGCUUGCUUCUUGCACAAGUCAGACUCACAUGGUAAUGCCGUGUUGAAUGUUUACAAUAUUUUUGCCAUGUUGAAUGUUUGUAAUUCUUUUAGUGUGUUAUUCCGGUGAGGUGGGCUUUGAUUGUUUUUCUAAAGUUUGUAAAUUGUAAUAGGAUUUGGUUGGGAGUUGUUUCUGGUGAGAUCAAUAUUUAAUUAUUUGUACAUAGAUUUUGGAUUAUAGUGAUAUUAUCUUUCUGAAAAAUAAAAAUAAUUUUGUUA